Protobothrops mucrosquamatus (brown spotted pit viper) is the source of this 1751-nucleotide messenger RNA. Its product is annotated as protein SIX6OS1-like. The transcript is spliced from 17 exons. Gene Ontology annotation, biological process: homologous chromosome pairing at meiosis; meiotic DNA double-strand break processing involved in reciprocal meiotic recombination; oogenesis. Gene Ontology annotation, cellular component: central element. The record is from RefSeq and is a predicted model, not a curated record. Lineage: Eukaryota; Metazoa; Chordata; Lepidosauria; Squamata; Viperidae. The annotation marks the transcript as partial.
GUUGCAAAAUGGCUGACACUCUCUUAAGCAAUCUGGACAAACUGCUGCUACAACUUGUUUUUCAGCUUGAACAAGCAUCUUACUCAAAGGAAUAUGAAAGACAACAGAUACAGCUAUAUACUGCAAACAUUUUGAGGGAAAAGAGUGAAAUCUGCCACCUACAUGAAGAAAUAAAUAAAAGUGAGGAAGCAAUUCUUAACUUAUGCAGACAAAAUAAUACUAAUAAAGAGAACUGUAACAUCUGGAAACCAACAUAUGUUAUUUUGAAAAAACAUGAAGAAUCUUUACAGAAAGAACUUCAGAAUUACCAAGAAGCAACGGAAAAAGACAAAAAAAUGUACCAGGAUUAUAUGAAUCAAUAUCAAGAAGUUUUCAGGCAGCACCAAGCAAAAUAUUUAGAAACUACAAUUGCCCGAGAAUAUUAUCGUGAAAAAAAAGAAUAUGAAGAAAUUCAAGAUCAAGUUCAACAAAAUUCCAAAUUACUUAAGCAGAAAGAAGCUGAAUUGAUAGAUCUUCACAAACCUGGUCCUUUCCAGUCACUUUCUUCAUGGGCCACACAUAUUGCUUCUCUGCAGCAGAACACAAAGGAAACUCUUACUCAUGCAGCAGUUCUCAAGCAGCAAUCAGUUGAACUUGUCAAAACUGCAAAAGAGCUAGAAAAGAAAAUGAACUACUUCAAAGAGCAUUUAGGCAAUGUUACAGAAGAUCAAAAGCAUACUGAACAGAUGGAAGAGGAUUCUAAUGUGAUAGAGGAAAGAGCAAAAAAUCAAGAAAGAAAGAAGGACUUUGAUGAAAGCUUGUUCAAAGAGAGUCAACAUUUAUUGAAUGAGAAAGAACACACAUUUAAACCAUUUAAUCUACCUAGCAUUUUUCAGAAAUUAGUUCAAAGUGUACCAACUGUGAAACCACUAUUUCAGAUCACAGACAGAGGUGCAGAAAAGAAAGAGGACCUGGCAGGACAGUCCAUAGUGACUAGUAUGUAUUUCAACCACGUAGAAAAUGAAAAUCAGAAAUGUGAUAAUUCAGAAACCAAGAUUGUAGAAACAGAUUCAUCUAUAACAAAUGAUCCCAAAGAAAUAUCAAAUAGAUUAUUAGCUAAUCAGAAGAACACACUUACUAAACAGUGCUUUAGCACUGAAAAUACAAAAGGAAAAAAGGCUGACUACAAACAAAAGGAAAACAAAUCAAUGGAUUCUGCAGUUAUAUCUCAAGAUAGGCAGACAGAAAUUUAUACUAAACCUGCUGGAUGUUAUUCUUCAACAAGAGAUGAAGAUACUGCAGCAACUCCACGGCUAAUAACUCCAGAGCCUAACAUACUUCCAAAGACACCUGAGUCUGGUGGGAUGAGAACUCCAUUUGAACUAUUUCCACCAGAAAGUGAAGGAUUACUGGCCAAGUCACCUGCUUUUUCUUUUCUUGCUGGAUUUACUUCAAAGACACAGUCGCCUGCAUUUACUUUUUUUGAUUUUUCUGCAUUUGGAACUGAGAGUUCAUUAGAUCAGUCAGGUGAAAGCUGCUCUACUGGAAAUAUAAAUCCAAUUUCUCCACACAAAGAUAUUGGAGAUUUCUUUGGAAAAAUGGAUAAUGAAGACUCAUUUACAUUUGCAUUUCCAACACUUCCUUCUGCUCAGGUUUUUCAAGAUGGGAAAGAAGAUUUUAAUUUUCCCUUUGCUUUUGGAUCUUCUGAGCAAUCCACUCUAAAAGGUUUUCAAUCUGCCUCAGAAAACAGAAAGUCAUUUUCACUUUUCUGA